Rana temporaria (common frog) is the source of this 4366-nucleotide messenger RNA. It is a transcript of the gene UIMC1, whose product is annotated as ubiquitin interaction motif containing 1. The record is from RefSeq and is a predicted model, not a curated record. Gene Ontology annotation, molecular function: histone binding; K63-linked polyubiquitin modification-dependent protein binding. The transcript has 15 exons. Gene Ontology annotation, cellular component: BRCA1-A complex. Lineage: Eukaryota; Metazoa; Chordata; Amphibia; Anura; Ranidae. Gene Ontology annotation, biological process: double-strand break repair; positive regulation of DNA repair. The coding region runs from base 288 to 2609 and encodes 773 amino acids.
AUUUGACGCCUGGCUUCGCUCUAGUGCUGAAGAUAGAACGACACUAGUGGUCAUGUGACCUCCGUCUUCUCUGAGCAACAGGAAGCAGCAUUUCAGGGCAUGCACAGCAAAAGUAGUCUGCCAUCUAUAGAGCCCAUCCAGGAACCUGCAUAUAAGAGUAGCCUGUCAGGGGAUGCCUGAAAUCUGACCUGUGUCUUAAGCAAAUUUUUAGAAAAAUUGGGCAAAUCACACAAGCAGGAAAUGAUGUGUCUGGGGAGUGGUCAGAACACCUCCAGCUGGUCUUAAAUAUGCAUCCUCUCAGGAAAAGAAAAGUUCGCCCCGAUGAUACUUGCAGUCAGUAUGGAACAGAAGAGGAUGAAGGCUCCACUUCAGAGCCUAGAAAUAAGGCUGGUCCUGCAAACAGAAUAGAUGAGAAAGAAGAGAAAUCCAUUGUCAUCUCUGAUAGUGACAGCUUGGAGCUGGAGGAAGAUGGUAAUUCCCAGAAAAAGGUAGCAAUCCAUCGGAAAACUCUGUCAGUUAAACGAAAAAUUGCACGGAUGACUGAGGAGGAGCAGCUGGCCCUUGCAGUAAAAAUUAGCCAGCAAGAACAGGCCAAUCAUGUGAAACACAGACAAGAAGAGGAAGAGGAGCUUUUGAGAAAAGCCAUUGAGGAGAGUCUGCAUAGUUGUAAAAGUCCUAAUAGAUCACCAAUUGUCACAGUUCGUGAUCUAUCAAACGAGGCAUCUUCUGGUGAAGAGGGCAUGGCUUUAGAUGAACAGAAUAAAGAACAUUUGUCACAGCAGUCUCAGAUUUUAGCUCAAGACUCUCCACAAAACCCCAAGGUGCUUUUGAAACGUUUAAGUCAAGACAUAGUGGAGAGUCCCAGCGUUAUUUUGUCUCCGAACUGCAAAGAUCCUUUACCAUGUACAGAAAGCUGCAAGGCAUCUUCUUUGUCUCCAAGUAUAAAUGACUUGGCCUACAUGUCACCUUCUACAGCUCCUUUAAGUCCUGUUUUUCCAGUAAAUUCUCCAUAUGCACGUAAAAUGUUACCCUGUAGAUUAUUUCAGGACAAAAGCACAAGUGCUGCAACGUUACCAGAUAAAACAGAGGGACACGCUUUACAUUGUUCAGAAAGUACACAGUUGGAUUCCUCUUCAUUGAUAUCUGCUUCAAAUAAGUCGGAACUCACAGAAGGUGCAAGUUCAUUGCAUAGCGCCAGUGUUUGUUUGCAGGGGUCAGGCAUCGGAAAUACCUCAGUGAAUAAUAAGGAUGCUUUUUCCAAGCAUGCCUGUCAAAGUUCUGCCAAAAAACAACAAAAUGACAGUAGUGUCCAUUACUACUGGGGUAUACCUUUCUGUCCAAAUGGUGGGGAUCCUAAUGCAUAUACUCAAGUCAUACUUUGUCAACUGGAGGUGUAUGAGAAAAGUCUAAAAAAAUCUCAGCUACAGCUCUUAAAGAAAACGGAAUAUGGUGAACCUAUUGAUCUAGCAGCUUCAUCAGAAAGAGGCGACCAUGCAAAAGACAACCAGGGCAGCCUCAGCCAGGAAGAUACAGAGGAGAUUAUAGAAUGUGGUGACCAUCAGAAACCACAACAGAGUGAGAUGGAACCUUCAGAAGAGACUGAUAGUUCUGACAUGCAGCCUGGUCCAAGCAAGCGGUCAAAGGCUUCUUGUAGCCAUUUCCAGGAAGAUGACUAUUCCUGUCAUUCUGAAAGACAAGUGAAAAGUCAGUCACAUGAACCGCGUACCGAAAUGCUGCCAAGUGAAUGUGAAGAAGUAGCACCAGAGGUUAUUGUAGAGAGUCCCAUCUUGCCAGCUGAUGUGAGAGAUGAAAAUGGUGUGAAUUCAGAAAUGCCAAUUGAGAAUACCCAGGAAGAAAGUGUCUGUCCAGAGACGCAGCUUAGCUCAGAAAUUCAGGACAAUGAUCAAGAGAACCAACCCGAUUUAACUGAGACUUCCCCAGAAUCAUCACAAGCUUGCUGUCUGAAUUCCCCCCCUCCUGAGUUGAUGGCUUGUGAGGAGCCAAUAUCAUCCCUUGAUGUGGAAUGCCCGAUGUGUGGUUGCAGGUUUUCCCAGACCCAGAUUGAACGGCAUGCUGCAUACUGUGAUGGGACCAAAGAUGAGCCACCAAUGACGGUUUUGAGACCGAGGAAUAGACCGUCAAGACACAUGUACAAUGGAUCACAUGACAGUGUUCCAUCCUCAGAUUCUGGAAGGCUGGAAAAAUGCUAUCUGUGUAAAUCACUUGUUCCAAUAAAAGAUUAUCAAACGCAUGUGGACAAAUGUUUGCAAUCUGCCGCACAGGAGACCCAGGGAACCCAGAUGCUAAAGGGCUCUAAGGAAACAGAACGAGAAGGCAGACUCCUAAACAUGCUGGAGCAGUCCGAGUCCAUCUCAGCAGAUGAAAACUAUAUUGCCUUAGACUUUUCAGGUAUGAGCCCUCCUAGAGAAGAGCAUGCUGGUAGUUUCGGUUCAAGUCAUCUGUCCAUCAAUGAUUCACCUAUAAGGUCUUUUGUGUCCAUCUCUGAGGCUAAAGAUUGCCUGGUAGACUUCAAGAAGCAGUUAAGCCGUCCUAAAUAUCAGCCAAGCAAAAAAAGACCUCAGCACAGAGGGAAAAGAAGAAGGAUGUGAAUUUUCAAGCCUGGAACAAAGUGCACCUGUCUUUUUGUAGGAAAUUAUAUGAUGAGGUGACAUUAAAGUGUAAAUCUCACCUAAACUUUAUCUUUUAUACCACAUAGAUUAGGGAAAAUGUAAAACCUCUGUCAGGUUUUUACUGCUCCCUGUAUCCUCAGUAGGGAUAUUUGCUUUCCCUUGCCUCACAUUGGUAGUUAUCAUAGGUACAGGAACUGAGUGGAAAUCUCCACAACAACAACAACAACCUGAGAGAGGUUCUAACCCUUAUUAAAAGCUAAUAAAUUAUUUGGAUGAGGUUAAACAUUAAAACCCACCUUCUUUACGCUAAAGCCCAGCUACAACCUUAAGCUGACCAUACUGUAGAUGGAUCAAAAUUUCAAUCCAUCUAUAAACGUACCGCUUGUACUGAAAUUUUUGAUUCACCUAUGGACAGGCCCGGUUGUACUAAAGUUGAUCUAUCUCUUACUCUGAGGGAUCUAAAUGUGGUUCAGAAUCUGCUGUUUGAACCCAUUGGAGAUUCUUUAUAGCCUCACCAUUCCAAGGGGGGUGUCUGAACUGGAGACUUCAAGAACCCUUUUUAAUUUUAUAUAGGACAGUGGUGUUGAGACGCAGGACUUCCUUUUUGCCUAAUGCAGUUCUGCCUUGCACUUAAACAAGGACAUUGUUCUCCUGUCCCUCUAUCUGGUUCUUGUUUACCAAAAGUAAAUUUUCCUCCAUUUAAUGUAAUCCCAGAUGAUUCCCUUGUGCGUAUACCAGCUUCUUGAUCACCAUCUAUCUCUAGGUGACUUGACAGACAAUCGUACAAACUCUGAUUACCCCAUCCCUGUCAAGGUGUACUCUACUAGAUCUGUGAGUACUUCUUGUUCUUUUCAGCAGCAAGGCGUUUUUCCCAGUUUGCAGGGUCACCGUCUGGUCCUCUGUUUUCUUUUUCUAAAUUCUACAGAGCAAAUAUUCAUACCUCAUCUGAUGCCAGCUUCAGAAGUUAAAUCCUUCAGGUGGCUAUUUGAGCUGCAGGUAGUAAACAUAUUUUUUCUAUUGUUUUUUUCAUUGGUCUGUUUCUUUGUUGCUAUCUUCCCCCUCGCUCUGUUGGACUGCUUUUUGACAUCCCAAGAGUCUAAAAAUUCCAAUGAUCCCUUAAUAGAUUAGAAGAAAAAAAAAUUCACUGUAAAAUUACUUUUCAUGGAGUCCAUUAAGGGACACAAGUCCCUCCCCUCCAUGUUUUGGUACCAAUUUUUGCCAAUGUCUGUUUUUCCUAUAUGACACCUUAUAACCUAACAGUAAAAUAAUUCCUUUGUCCUCUAAUGGACUCCAUGCAAAGGAUUUUACAGUGAGUACAAAGGUUUAUUAUCUCAGAUUGGUUUCCAACGUGUCUGGGAGACAGGGGUGCCUCAAAUCCCACAAUAAUGCUCUCUUAAGUGUCCAGCUCUCCCUUGGGGCAUGCUAAGUUCAUCUGGAAGUGUCCAAAGCUGGACUGGGGUAUAUUUUAUUUUGUUUUGUACUUUAUGGCUUUUUUUUUAAACCAUUUGAUUUUGGAAUGUGUGUGUUUGGGGGGGGGGGGUUCUGUGACUAAAGUGGAUCUUCUUUUUGGGAGGUCUGCUUUGAUAUCUCUGUGAUGCAAUAAAUUAUCAAAAAUGUAGGCCUUUCUGUAUGCAGAUUUACAUGAUUUAUGAUUCCAGUAACAAACAUUUAGAUCUAUGUGGAACAUACCUAUCUGUACUAGAGAAUUAUUUCCAUCUUGUAAUAUAUGUUUAUGU